AUGCAGGAUGUCCGCUCGACGCGCCAGUCGUCAGCUACAACCACACGAUCGUCCUCGCCGUCCUCGACAAGCCGGCUCCUGCCUCUCCACUCGAGGCUCCCUUCUUCCGCCCUCGCUUCCGCCUCAUCCUCCCUCUCACCCUCGCCGCACGCCUCGUACGAUGUCUCGCCCGACCCGAACGCAUUGACAGGUGCAGAUCUCGAUGAUGACGAGGAGAUCGAGCGGACAAUCGCGUAUCUUGAGGCGUCGACGACGGCACGGAGUAGCGGUCCUUCAGGACUCGCACUCUUCCUGCGGCGGCUGUCUGUGCGGAACCUGAGCCGAAGAGCGGUGCUAGUAGCACUGGUGGGCGUGGCGGCUCUCCUAAGGCUGGCGGGAGCAGCGCGAACGGACGAGGCGGGCGAACGGAUAGGCUGGAAUAGCGUUGGGCGGGCGAGGGAGGUGCUCGGAGGUCUGGCGCGGACGCCGAGUGGGCUCAAGAGCGCUGUCUACGAUCGGUGGAGCGCGUUGAAGUGGAGUCGACUCGGCGCGGCGGAGGAGGACAUGCUGUUCGACGACCUGGACUUGUCGCAGCUCCUCAACUACGACGGGCCGGCGGCGACAUUGAAGGAGCAGCUGAAGGACGGCAUUCGCUACGUGACAGCGUCCGCUUACGGAGGUCAUGCGAACCAGAUGAUUGGCAUCCAGAAGCUGCUGUACUUUGCGAAGCUGACGAACCGGGUCGCGAUCAUCCCGACUCUCUGGCCUAUCCACAUCGACGGCGCGCAACCCGCCAACAUCAGCGACUUCUACGACCUCGACCGUUUCUGGCACGAGUCGCACAUCGCCGCCGUGGAGAUGUCGCGGAUCAAAGCCCCGGACCUUUCGGGCUCGCUCCCGCAGAACGAGAACCUCUCCUGCUGGUCCAUACAAGAAGCGACCGUCGGCUUCCCCAACCUCGCCUCCUGGUCGUUCGACUUCCACGACAUCUGGGUCAAUUACUGGCCACUCCCGCCUCUCGCUCGCAGUCUCGGCGGCUUCGACAUUGCCUUCGACGCCCUCCGAGUGUUCGACUUUGACGAAGCGAACCGCCGAGAAUGGGUCGCCAAGGUCGAACGCGAGCAUCUUCCGCAACGACCGCUUCCUGAAGGCGUGAAGGAGUUCAAGGGCAACACGCUCGACAACUUCAAGGAGGGGAUGAACACGAGUGUGACGGACCCGCCCGAUGAUCAGAUCAUGUGCUUCGACAAUACGCUCUUCAUGGGUCCGAUCAUGUUCCCCGAGCUGCCUGUCUCCGCGACACCCCUCGAGCCCGGCGCGCCUGGCGAAGGACUCUCUUGGGCGAACGUCGGCCGGUACAUGCACUUCAACUCGCGCGUCGAGGAGAUAGUCGACGACUACCUCAUGCGGCUCUUCGACGUCUCGAAGCCGUCGAAGGUCCCGCCGUUCAUCAGCAUCCAUCUUCGUCGCGGCGACUUCCUCCAGUUCCGCGGCGCCUACACCGACCUGGAUAACUACAAGGUCGCACUGGGUCGCGUCCAGGCCGCCUUGCAAGCACGCCUCGACGACCCUGACGGCUGGACUGGACCGGGCAAGUCGGCUUUCCGCUCGUUCGGCAUCAAGGCGAAGGACUACGCCGUUGUCUGCACGACGGACGAGAAAGGCGACUCAGAUUUCGUCAAGGAGGUCAGGGGGCUCGGGUGGAAGGUUAUCGACCACGACGCUUGCGAGACCAAGGAGAAGUACGGAGCGUGGUGGCCGACCAUCAUUGAUAGCGCCGUCCUCGCCCGCGGUCGCAGCUUCGUCGGCACCGACCGCUCGACGUACUCGCACCUUGCCGGCUUGCGGGUCAAGUACUGGCAAGGCGGCCUCGUCGAGCUUACGGAGGAGGUAUAG
Messenger RNA from Rhodotorula toruloides NP11, 1875 nucleotides. Its product is annotated as GDP-fucose protein O-fucosyltransferase. Bases 1 to 1875 code for a protein of 624 amino acids. The transcript has 4 exons. The record is from RefSeq and is a predicted model, not a curated record. NCBI's taxonomy places the organism in Eukaryota, Fungi, Basidiomycota, Microbotryomycetes, Sporidiobolales, Sporidiobolaceae.